Molecule: messenger RNA, 862 nt
Organism: Tribolium madens (black flour beetle)
Lineage: Eukaryota; Metazoa; Arthropoda; Insecta; Coleoptera; Tenebrionidae
Product: globin-like
Exons: 5
Coding region: 166-660 (164 amino acids)
Molecular function (GO): oxygen binding; heme binding
Source: RefSeq, a predicted model, not a curated record
UUGUAAUAGAGUCUGCGGCAGCACGUUGCACAUCUUUUGUUGUAGAUUGUGGGGACGGCGUUCGCACGAUAUUAUAAAUUUAGUUUGAGACAAGACAUACGAAAACAACGACGCUUGUGGUGCAUGACAUCGUUGACUCCUAAAUAGAAUUAAUUUGUAGCAAUCAUGGGAAUCAUAACGAGCACAUUAAGUUAUUACAUGACCAAGACGAACGAUCCCGAUCCAAUUACAGGACUCACAUCGAGAGACAGAUAUGUCAUACAGACGUCUUGGACACCGGUCAAAAAGGAUUUGACCGGAAAUGGAGUGGCACUUCUUCUAUUGUACUUUGAAAAAUUCCCAUCAACAAAAAAUUAUUUCGUGUUUAAAGACGUACCGAAUGAGAAAUUGAAAACUGAUAAGAAAUUUCACGCGCAUUGUAACAGUGUAAUGGUCACGCUCGACUCGCUCAUUGCCAAUUUGGACGACGGGGAACUUAUUGUAAGUCUUUUAGAAAAACUCGGGAAAAAUCAUAAAAGGCACGGGAUUAAAGAGGAAGCAUAUGACCAACUGAAAGAAACUGUAAUCGAACUUUUUACUUCUUUCAUGACGAAAGAAGAGCUCGAAACCUGGGAUAAGUUGUUAAAAGUGGCGUUUAGUGUUAUAGUUAAAUAUUUGUAAUACCCAUUUUACAAAACUUGACCCAACUGCAAUAAUUUUAUUACUUAAAGUAAUUUUUGAAUUUUUAGCAUUCAAGGUUUAUCUUGACUAAAAUCUCCUAAUAUAGGCAAUCAGUCAUACAAGUGUGUAUUACGGUACAUAUACUGACAAUAUCGGUUGAAUGUUAUCAAUAUAAAUUCUAAUUAAACAGUUUUAUACACUA